ACACCGUUAUACAAAGCUAUUCAAAAAUGGUGAAAGUUUACUGAUUUGAUAAGAUCGCACUGCUAUAUCUAGAGAGAAAAAGACUAUAAAGCUGAGAUUUUUGACUCAGAUGCACUUCUCUCUAAACUUGGCCAACUACCAAACGAAAGAUUCCUUUCAUAAGGAAUGAGUGGUAACAAUGACAGAUGUUAGGAUCUGGAUCGUGUUCAUACUGGCUGUUGGAACAGUGACGAAUGCAAACAAUUUUCGGAUGAGAUAUCUCUACAGAGUCAGUGAUGAAGAAUCUGGAGAAUGUCGUGGUGCUCUGGGAUUGGAAAGCGGUGUGAUCACUGAUGGCCAAAUUACAGCUUCUUCUGAAGCUGGCGCUAAGUUGGCACCCAGCAAUGCAAGGUUACAUUUAAAGAAACAGAAGACACCUAGAAAGAGGGACGGUGGUUGGUCAGCUAAGAAAGGUGAUGUCAAUAAGUGGCUCCAAAUUGAUCUUUUUGACGAGAAUGCUAAAGUGACUGGUGUAGCUACACAAGGACGAGAAGACAACAACCAGUGGGUACUAGAGUACAAGUUACAGUUCAGUGAUGAUGGAGUGGACUUUCAAGACUACGUGGAACCAGGACAGACUGAGGGAAAGGUAUUUACCGGUAACACAGACAGAUCGACUGUUGUUCGUCACGAUUUGAGUCAACCAAUCACGGCUCGUUUCGUCCGUUUUCGGCCUCUCAUUUGGAAGGGGGCCAUAUCCAUGAGAGCGGAGCUCUAUGGUUGCUUGGCUCAAACAUGUGCAAACCCUCUCGGCAUGGAAAGUGGUGAAAUCUCCGACGCACAGCUCUCUGCUUCUUCGAAAGUUGGCACAAACCAUGGACCACAGCGUGGACGACUAAACAUUUGGAGACAGUGGUCGUCGAGAGGUGCUUGGUCUGCUGAAACAGAUGAUGUCAAUCAGUGGUUCCAGGUUGAUCUUCUGAGUCAAUAUACAAAAGUGACGGCCAUAGCUACACAAGGAAGUGAAGACAUGAAGGAGUGGGUCACUAAAUACAAGCUGCACCACAGCCAGGAUGGAGUAAAUUUCGAUUCAUAUAAAGAGCCUAGAGAAGCUAUAGACAAGGAUUUUGCGGGAAACAAGGACCAGAACACCAUCGUUUAUCAUAAACUAAAAAAGCCAAUUAUCGCACGUUUCAUCCGAUUUGUUCCCAUGGCAUGGUUUGGACACAUCUCCAUGCGGGUGGAACUUUAUGGCUGCUCAGCUCUGUUGGAAAAUUUGGACGAGAACGGAGAUGGAUUUGCCAGCCAAAGUGAAAUAGUAAACUUUGGAUUAGUGUGGCAGGGUGACGUAGACUACUUCGAUCUGAACUAUGAUGGUAAGCUCAAUCUCGAGGAGACCAAAAUACUGAUGUCCAAAGACUUAGAAAAGAAAAAGAUGAUAUGCCAUUUCAAAGCCACUGACACGAACCAUGACUUGUUCGUGACGGUGGAAGAGCUGAAAACACGAUUUGAACAUCUCAAAUAUGACAUUACUCAAGACGGAGUUGUUGAAUUUAUUCAGCAAGGAGACGACGAUGUGGCAGAUAAUAAAUUCAACUACAACGAUUAUGAUAACGAUGAUGACGACGAUGACAAUGCAGAUAAAAUAAUGAUGACCAUGAUUAUGUUGACAAUAACGAUGACAGUCAUAACGAAAAUAAGUGGUAAUGAUGCCAAGGUCACUUCGAUUUCCACAGCAAAGGUAAAAUUCAGCGGUGUGCAAGAUGACGGAGAAUGCAAAGAACCUCUUGGCCUUGAAAGGGGUAAUGUCACCGACGGACAGCUCAGUGCCUCUUCGGAAUGGGACGGGAACCAUAGCCCCAGGCGCGCCAGACUAAAUAUUCAAAAAGAAGGCAGCCAGCGAGGCGCUUGGUCCUCUCGCAGGAGGGACGGCAACCAGUGGCUCCAGAUUGAUCUCUUUGACGAAACCGCUAAAGUGACCGGUGUUGCCACACAAGGAAGGGCUGACUAUAACCAGUGGGUCACUAAGUUCAGGCUUCAGUACAGCAAGGACGGAAAGAACUUUCAGUUCUACAAAAGGAAAGGACAAUCUGCGAUCGAGGAAUUUACAGGUAACAAGGACAGAAACACCGUGGUUAGGCAUGACCUAAAUCCACCAAUUACGGCACGUUUUAUCCGUUUUCAACCUGUCAGUUGGUUUGCACAUAUUUCCAUGAGAGCGGAGCUUUAUGGCUGCUUAGCCGGAAAAUGUAUCGAACCCCUCGGUGUGCAAAGCGGUGAGAUCUCCGACGAACAACUUUCUGCCUCUUCGGAAUGGGACAGAAACCAUGGAACCAAACGUGGCCGACUUAACAUUGCAAAACAAGGGUCGCUGCGAGCUGCAUGGUCUUCUCGCAGGAAUGAUCAAAACCAGUGGAUACAGAUCGAUCUUCGCACUCAUUACACGAGAGUGACAGCCGUAGCCACACAAGGAAGAGGUGACUGGGAUCAGUGGGUCACCAAGUACAGGCUGCAGUACGGCCAUGAUGGAGAGAAAUUUGAAUUUUACAAGGAGCCAGGACAGACUGCACCCAAGGAUUUUGCGGGAAACAAAGACAAGUACACCAUUGUUUUUCACAAACUAAACAAGCCAUUCUUUGCACGUUUCAUUCGAUUUCUUCCUCGGUCAUGGCGUUCACAUAUCUCCAUGCGAAUGGAGGUGUAUGGCUGCUCAGCUCUGGUAGAAAACAUGGACCAGAAUGGAGAUGGAUUUGCCAGCCAAAAUGAGGUGGAAAGCUUUGGUUUAAAUUGGAAAGGUAGUGUGGAACAAUUCGAUCUGAACGCUGACGGCAAACUCAGUCCUGAGGAGUCUAAAAUCAUGACGUACAAAAGUAUAUAUGAUGUCAAGAAAAUCCUAUGUCAUUUCAAAGCCACCGAUACGAACCAUGACUUGUUUGUGACGGCUGGAGAGCUGAAAAAACGAUUUGAAGACUUCAAAUAUGACAUCACUCCAAACGGCCUAGCUGAGUUUAUCAAGGAGGGCGACAUUGAUGUGGUGGAUAAUAAAUUCAGUUACCACGAGUUCAGCACGGCAAUGUUUGGUGUUUAAUACCCAGAUUCUUGUGUGAACCUCCGUAGAAGCAUCAAGUCAAUCAGGCCUACGAAACAUAGGCAGCUGUUUUACUUGUUAUUAGGGAAGUUUGAUGAAAUAUGUUUCGUCACGUAGAUUUCUAAUUGUGGGAUAUCUCAAUAAAGAAAGUAGUAAAAUUAUU
Molecule: messenger RNA, 3230 nt
Organism: Pocillopora damicornis (cauliflower coral)
Lineage: Eukaryota; Metazoa; Cnidaria; Anthozoa; Scleractinia; Pocilloporidae
Product: lactadherin
Source: RefSeq, a predicted model, not a curated record